This is a messenger RNA of Aptenodytes forsteri (emperor penguin), 1934 nucleotides long. It is a transcript of the gene COPS8, whose product is annotated as COP9 signalosome subunit 8. The record is from RefSeq and is a predicted model, not a curated record. Gene Ontology annotation, biological process: protein deneddylation; COP9 signalosome assembly. Gene Ontology annotation, cellular component: COP9 signalosome. The transcript has 8 exons. Bases 1 to 555 code for a protein of 184 amino acids. NCBI's taxonomy places the organism in Eukaryota, Metazoa, Chordata, Aves, Sphenisciformes, Spheniscidae.
AUGUUAAUGGCCCCUGGAGGAAUUGCAACACCCCUUGUUUAUGGCCAACUUCUAGCUUUAUACCUGUUGCAUAAUGACAUGAAUAACGCGCGAUAUCUUUGGAAAAGAAUCCCUCCUGCUAUCAAAUCUGCAAAUGCUGAGCUUGGUGCAGUUUGGUCAGUAGGCCAAAGAAUCUGGCAGAGAGACUUUCCAGGAAUCUAUACAACAAUCAGUGCGCAUCAGUGGUCUGAGACUAUUCAACCAAUCAUGGAAGCGCUUAGAGAUGCAACUAGGAGACGAGCCUUUGGACUGGUUUCUCAGGCAUAUACCUCAAUAGUUGCAGAUGAUUUUGCAGCCUUUGUUGGGCUUCCUGUAGAAGAAGCUGUGAAAGGUGUAUUAGAACAGGGCUGGCAAGCAGACUUUUCAACUCGUAUGGUAAUGCCUAAAAAGCCAGGUGUGCUGGAAGCUUCCUUUAACAGAUUUAUUCCUUCAUCAGAACCUGCUCCAGUUCCACCAAUUCCAAAUGAACAGCAGUUGGCCAGAUUGACUGACUAUGUGGCUUUCCUUGAAAAUUGAUUACCUUGCUCCUGUAUUCAGAACAACUUGGGAAUCCUGUGUACUGACAGUUCUAGAAAUCUAAGAUUUAUUUCAUAUCUGUUAAAUGUUGCAGCAUCCCCUACUCAAAUGUGUGAAGUAUACAAUGUAUGUUAUCCCAAUUUGUGUUUUGCCAAAGCCAAGCUAGCAAUUGAAACAAUCUUUUAACUCCUGUAAUAUUUAUUCAGUAGGUACACAGCAGUAUUACAUAGUAAGUUUUUUUUACUGACUUGUAGCUGAGAGGGGCAGAACUUUUUUCAGGUAUAUUAGAAAUGGAGAAGAAAAAUUGAGUAAUGAAGCAGGUUAACUGUGAGGAAUUUAUGCUAGUAGGUUAUGUGCUUCUAUGCUGAGUAUUGCAGUGCUUAUCACAGAUCAAUUGCAUGUUGAACUAAAUUACAAAGAGUGGAAGACUGCCCUACCCAUAUCUGCAGAGAGAAAAUAUUUUGAUGAAACAGUAACUUAAAUAAGAAAACGAUUUACAGUAACUCUUUUGCAAGUAUAUUUGUGGCAUAUUUAUAAUUGAUCUUUUUUCUUGUUGGUCUUUCUGGAUAGUUAAAUCUUCUUGUUUUGAUGUGAAAAACUUCACAUUGGGAACAUUUUCACAGCAGAACAAUUGGAGUCAUUUAAGAAAGGCAAAUCUUCACUUUGAGGAAGAAUUUUUACUUUUGGAAGGUUUUGAGUGACGUAGGACACCAGAUACUUUGCUGGGUAACAGUACACCUUCUUGAGGCCUGUCAUGUCCUGGUUCUUUUCAGUACACUGGGCCAGGAUCUACAAGAAACAACUACUCUUACCUGUCUUUAAGCUUUCUGGAUUACCUCUGCAGUUAUUGGAGAGGAAUUUAAAAAUUAGAGUAGGUGUCCCUGAGUAGAGACCAGUUAGGAUGGGGAUGAUAUUUUAUGCUGCAAUGCCAGUUUGAGGAAUAUAUUUUCUAUACCAGAGCACUGCUGUGUUAACCUUUGAGUUGAGAGUGGAUUUUAGAAGCAGAAAGAUGACUUGUAUUCCCAGGCUUCUUAUUUGUGUAAUGCUGGUAAAAAGGCUAUGGGAAAAUAGUGGUGCUUUAAAGGGCAGUGCAUGCCUUCAUUUGCGUCUCCCCUCUUUUCAACAUCAUAUUCAGUGGUUUCAUCGCAGAUGGCAGGUGUGCCGUAUGUUGUGAUUGUUUUUUCCAGUGUGCACUACCUACUGUACAUUCUCUUGUUGGGGGUGUGUUAGCAGGGAGGAAUUAUAAACUGUGCACUGCUGCUUUGAGAGCUCCCUUUAUAUGUAAACACUUACUCAAAAUGAUUAUUUAUUUGAAACCCACCUAAGACUUGGAUUCCUGAAUUUAUCUUCAGUGAUAUUAAAGAACAUGUUUACACUGA